This is a messenger RNA of Brachypodium distachyon (stiff brome), 1528 nucleotides long. Its product is annotated as VAN3-binding protein. The record is from RefSeq and is a predicted model, not a curated record. Gene Ontology annotation, biological process: auxin-activated signaling pathway; phloem or xylem histogenesis; leaf vascular tissue pattern formation. The transcript has 6 exons. NCBI's taxonomy places the organism in Eukaryota, Viridiplantae, Streptophyta, Magnoliopsida, Poales, Poaceae. Bases 32 to 1243 code for a protein of 403 amino acids.
CACCCACCUGGUUGCUUGCCUGGCCUUGGCAAUGGAGAGAUUUUGCCAAGGGAGAGUGGACACGGCCGCUGGUCUUCUUGCCACACACCACAUGGAAGAGGAAGAAGGGCUUGUGUCCAUGGUGAUACCUCCGCUACAGACUCCCAUGGAGCCUAUGGAGUACCUCUCGAGGUCAUGGAGCGUGUCAGCCGAGGAGAUAUCCAAAGCUCUCCUGCUCAGCGGGAGCAAUAAGAGGACCUUCUUUGCCGCCACGGAUCGUCUCAUGCCGCAGCUGCCACAGAUGGCGGCCAUAACGGAGACGGAGACCCCCGCGCUCGUCGUCGUCCCGGUCUCCGCUUCCAGUCAUCAUCAGUUUCAGCAGCAACAUCUAGAUGCAACAAGGAACUCCAUCAGUUGCCACCACCAGCACGCAAACUCGGUAAGCAGAUGGUUCCGACGGAAGGAGACUACGAGACGGGCCAAGUGUGGAAGAAAAGAGAAGGCACGAGCCGACAAGGCUCAUGUGCACGCCAUGGUCUCUGUGGCCCGAGUGUCCGCCGCAGUUGCUGCAGUCACUGCAGCCACCAGUUUUGACAACCAGAACUCCAAGAUAGCUGCAGCUAUGGCGUCAGCCACCGAGCUACUAGCUUCACACUGUGCUGAGGUAGCACAGAUUGCAGGGGCAGGUCAUGAACAGGUGUCCUCUGCUGUCCGAUCUGUGGUUGAUGUCGCAAGUCCAGGUGAUCUGAUAACACUCACAGCGGCAGCGGCGACUGCUUUGAGAGGAGCUGCAACACUGAACAAGAGGGUCCAGCUUGAGACGAGAAGCAAUGCAAGUGUCCUUCCUUGUGAGAAGGCACCUUCGUGGAGCCCUGAUAUCUGGUGCAAGGAAGGGAAGCUGCUCAAACGCACAAGAAAAGGGAAUUUACACAAGAGAUGGGUAUCAAUCUACAUUAACAAAAGGUCACAGGUCAUAUUGAAGUUGAAGAGCAAACAUAUUGGAGGUGCGCUAUCAAAAAAUAACAAAAGUGUUGUAUAUGGGGUAUACAGUGAUCUGCCAGAAUGGACAGAGCCAGGGCAAAGUUCACCAGAGACAUGCUGCUUUGGCUUGAGUACAGCACAAGGCCUUGUUGAGUUUAAGUGUCAGAGCAGCACCAACAAGCAGAAUUGGGUUCAUGGUGUGCAAAACCUGCUCCAGCAGGUUGAUGUAGCCGAUCAAGUAGGACACAGGCUAGAAACACUAAAACUCAACUGGCGCGGUUAGUACAUGAAUUCAAAUUUUGCAGGACAGAGGGUGUUUUACAUGAAUCCAAGCAAGGCAUGUGCUUUGCAGUAUCAAUGUAUGCAAUAAACAUCAAAUUAUUUUUUGGCCAGGUAGUUUUUUAUCUAAAGGAAUGGUUGCACAAAUAGUAUGUAGUACUACAUACUAUUUAUUCUCAUAACUUUGACCGCACUGACCUAAUGGCUGAAUGUGGAUAUAUUAAUAAAUGAAUAACUUAUUGCUAAUUUUGGAAAAAUAAUAGACAUCAAAUAACCCAUUACAAAAAAA